This is a messenger RNA of Nakaseomyces glabratus, 735 nucleotides long. RefSeq names its product She2p (gene SHE2). NCBI's taxonomy places the organism in Eukaryota, Fungi, Ascomycota, Saccharomycetes, Saccharomycetales, Saccharomycetaceae. The record is from RefSeq and is a predicted model, not a curated record. Gene Ontology annotation, molecular function: RNA binding.
AUGUCUAGAGAAGAACAGCCCUAUAUUGUUGCCACUGAUGGUAUUGUCGAUGCUCUAACAAAAAUAUCAUCUGUUUUUUCAGCGUAUUUAUCUGCAAAUAUUCAUAUUUUAAACAAGUAUAUCAAUUAUCUGCGCAGAGUGACUAGUUUGAAAAAUGAAAGGUCUAUAAUGAUAAAAAUAGUCAAGAAGCUGCGGUUUUUCAAUGAUACAUUGCUUUCCACUGAUUUGGCACAACUGCAGACUACAUAUGAAGGAGAGGAACCUGAACUGGCUCUCAAUAUUCAAACAUUCGCAUCUUAUUUGGUUAAGUGUUUGGAGACAAUUGAUCUUUUAAAUUAUUUUCUUUUAAAGCCUCUACAGAAAGAGUUGAUAGCCAAGACAUUAAACUUUGAUUUGGUAUUUCCGGAAGACAUAACUGAUACUGUUGAAGACACAUACAACCAUUUUGUAAAAUUUACUCAAUGGUCAAUUGAAUCUCUUUCUAUUGAUGACCCAUUACUAGAUAUUGAAGUCGUGCAAUUUUCACUGAGGUGUGCCGAAGAAGACCAGUCUUAUGCAGAAGAGACAGAUAAUAUUUUCCUUCAAGAAGUUUUACCUGUCAAGGACUCACAAGAAUACGAAACACUAACUCUACAAUGGCUUGACGUUUUGAAUGGGAAACUUGCAAUUCUGGGCGAACGUUUUGAAAAAGUGGCCGAUGAUUGGUAUAAGAAGUUUGGUAAAAAUAGAAGCUAG